AAUUUAAAUAGAAAUAUAAAAAAAAGUAAAUAACUUGUUUGUAAAAAAAAAAAAUCGAGAGAAAAAAAAGAUAAAAAUAUUAUGUGUCAGUUUGAUUGUGAAUCCAAGAGGGCGUUAAUAGGCUGACGUGUUUUUAGCCGCGGACAUGAAAAAAAUAUGGUGAAAUCGAAAAUUUAGAAGUGCGCGGAAACAUUCGAUACUUGGUGUUGUUGUAAAGCUUCAUAUUAACAAUUGUUAAAUAAUUAUUGUCUAUGUUAUUAUAUGGUGUAUUACAAUAAGACUAUUGUUAAUUAAUACGUGAUAAUAAAUUAAGUGUGGUUAUAAUAUAUUGUUUGUCAACAACAAAAUAGUGUGAAAUAUAUUUUUUAGUGUGUGGCUGAUGUUUAUACCUAAAGUACCAAUGUGGCGCGCAGGCACUGGGUUAUCAAUGGUGGGCGCGUGAUUUUAAACAAAUUUAUAAACAUAUUAACAUUUCAAUUGAGAUUUUGUUUUUAAAUAUAUAUAUACUUUUUUUUUUUUUAAAUUAUUAUUUAAUUGAGGCAAAAUGUCUGAUUCACCAACACAUCAUUUAUCGGAUUCAUUAAUGCUUGAUGAACAUGACAUAAAUGAAUUUCGUAUGUCUCAUUCAUCUGAUGAAUAUCCAACAAAUAAUUUUGAAGAAAUUGAAUAUCAAGAUUUAGAUUGUACAAAUGAAGAAGUCAUGACAACAGAAGAGACAAUUAUUAUGGAAAGAUCAGAUCAUCAAUUAAUGGAACAUAUUGAAAUUGAUAAUGAUCCUGAUCAAGAAGCUGAACAUGAUAUUAUACAACAACUUCAACGUGAAAGUGAUGAAGGAAUUGAGCAUGAAUAUGAUAAUCAUGAAAUUGAGUAUGAAACUGAUGAAGUUGAGGCUGCACUUGAUCCUGACCUUGAUGCUGAUUUUGAAGCUGAUGAAGAACAAGAUGAUGUAGUAAUGACUGAACCACGCAAUCAAGAAUUAAUAGAAGAAGAAGACAGAGUAGAAGAAGAAAGAGAAGAAGAAGAAGAAGAAGGACUAGAUGAAUCAGAUGAAUUAGAUGCUGAUGAAAUAUCAAGUCCACAAGUUUCAUAUACAAAUACAAGUAAUCAAAAUAUAGUAUUUCAAGCAAAACCAACAUUUCAAAAAAUUUCAACUCCAAAUAUAUCUGUAAAACCAAUUCCAUCACAAUCAUCUCAAAGUCAGAAUACAUUCAUGAUUGUACCUGAUGGACAAGGUUCAAAUCAAGUAUUAAAAAUAUCACAUGCAUCAGGUACAACACAAAGUCAAUUACAAUCAAUUGCACAAUCAAUAAUAACAGCAAAAACACCUGAUGGUCAUAUUAUACAUUUACGAUCAGCUCAAACUGGUAAACCUCUUGUUGCAACAAGUCAAGGUGCUAAUGUAACAAUUCAAAAUGUACAAAAUCCAAAAAUAAUGACAAACACAAUUAAAAGAACAAUACAAAAUACAAAUCAACAACAAAAUCGUAAUUUAUAUACUAAAAUGUUACUAAGUAGUGGAAAUCAACAAGGACAAGAAAUAUAUGUUCCAGCAAAUAGUAAAGAUAAUCAACAACAAACAUAUAAAUAUUAUACAACAACAUCAUCAAGUGGUAAUGAUAAUACAAAUUCAACAAAAUCAAUGUCUAUUAAUCAACCACAAAUGAGUUUUGUUCAACAACAACCACAACAACAACAACAACAUACAGUUUCUAAAGUUCAAAAUAUUAUACCAAUGACAACAACACCAAAACAAUAUGUGUACAGUCAUAAAAUUGGACAAUCAACAGCUCAACCACCAAAGCUAUCAGUAAUACCAAGUAAAUCAUUACCAACUAAAAUACUACCAGCACCAAUUAUGACAACACAAAUAAGACCAGCAAAUAUAUCAAAUUCACAACAAAUGCAAUUUACAACAGCCAAAAAUCCUUCACAACAAAAUCCACACAAAGUUUUUAUAAGACAGGCUUCAUUAAAACCAGGAACAGUAUUUGGAAGUGGUCAUGUUAUAAGAAUACCAUCAAAUCAAAAUAUUAUUAAUUCAAAUCAAGUACAUCAAAUACAACAAAUACCUGGUGGUAAACAAGUACAAUUAGUUAGAAUUGUUAAUUCAUCAUCAUCAUCAUCAUCAUCAUCAUCACCAAGUACAAGUAAACCAAAAACUCAAACAAUGGGUGUUACACAAAGAAUGGGAUGUGUACCACAACAACUUCUUAAAGUUGUACCAAUAAAUGCAUCAAAUCAACAACAAUUAAGACACGUGGCACCAAAAACAACAAUGUCUGGUACACAAAGAAUAUUAAUACCAGCAACAUCAAUGAAUGUUAGUGGACAAAAUAAAAAUACAGUUGGUAUACCAGCAUCUCGUAUUAGUCAAUUAACAUCUGGUCAAACAAUUUUAUCAACAAAUUCAAAUGUUGGUAAUAUUGUUCUUUUACCAUCUGGUUUUAUGCAACAACAACAACAGCAACAACAACAUUCUCAAAAUCAACAACAUAAACAACUUAAACAUAGAUCAGCAUUUACACCACCACCUAAAGAUUUUUUGGAUCCAAAUAAACCAACGACAACGACAACAACAACAAAUAUUUAUAAAUCAUUAUCACCAAAAAAUUCAUCAAGUUCAAUUGCUGGAAAUUUAUCAACAACAUCUGAAUCAUCACUUAUUUCAGCACCAUCAACACCAACACCAAAAUCAUCAAAAACACCAUCAUCACCAGUUGAUUCAAAUGGUGUUAGACAAAGAAAACCAUGCAACUGUACAAAAUCACAGUGUCUUAAAUUAUAUUGUGAUUGUUUUGCAAAUGGUGAAUUUUGUAAUUCAUGUAAUUGUACAAAUUGUUCAAAUAAUUUGGUAAAUGAAGAAGAACGACAAAAAGCUAUUAAAUUAUGUCUCGAAAGAAAUCCAAAUGCUUUUCGUCCAAAAAUUGGUAAAGCACGUGAAAGUGGUGAUGAUAUACGUAGACAUAAUAAAGGAUGUAAUUGUAAACGAUCUGGUUGUUUAAAAAAUUAUUGUGAAUGUUAUGAGGCUAAAAUAGCAUGUUCAGGAAAUUGUAAAUGUAUAGGAUGUCGAAAUGUUGAAGAACCAGUGAUACAGGAUAAUAAAGCAUUAAAAGAUCUUGCUGAUGCUGCUGAAGCAAGAACAACACAAAUUAUGAUGGAUAAUGCAAGAAUGAGACAAUUUCCAUCAGCAUUUAGACCAUCAGCUUCAUCAAAUACUGGACUAAGACAACCUUUUAAUUUCUUGACUGAUAAAGUUAUAGAAUCAACUUGUCAAUGUUUAUUAGCACAAGCUGAAGAUGCUGAACGUGGUAUGUUUGAUGAAGAAACAUCACAAAGACUGAUUAUUGAAGAAUUUGGUAGAUGUUUCAAGGAAAUUAUUGAAACUGCUCAAAAAGUUGAAUCAACAAAUACAUAGCAGAUUAUUACAAAUAAUCGUUUCUCAUUUAUUCAAAAAAAUUCAAUAAGUUGAUUCACAUAAGCACCUUUCAUUUAUCAAGUAUGUUUUUUAUUAUUUAAUUAAUAUCAAUUUUUAAAAUGAUAAUAAUUAACAAUUUACAAAUUCAAUUUUCAUUAAAACAAUCACUUUUUUUAAAAAUAAAAAUUUAUAAUAUCAAUUUAAUUCACAUCAAAAUAAUUGUUGGAUUAUUCGUUUCUUUUUCUUUUUUUUUUCUACCAAUCAAUUCAGUUGAUAUUAGUGUAUUUCAUUAUUAUUAAUAAUAAUGAGUUAUUUAUUUUAUUCAUUCUCAACACGAGUAGACUUUUUCUUGUUUCUUUCAUUUGAUUAAACGUCAUAAUGAUUAACACAAAAAUAAAUUAUCAGUUUAAUCAAUUAGCAGUAAUAUUUGUUAGCAAAAGAAAUUUAUGUUAUAUAAUAUAUGUGAAUAUGCGUUAUGAAGAAAAAGGAAGAAAAUGUGCUUAUAAAUAAAUGUGCAUAAAUGAAAUACAAGAAGAUUUAUUGGAAUGAUAAUUAAAAUUAAGCUAGGAAAAAAAAAAUAAUAAUAAAAAAUAAAUAAAUGUAAAAUAAGAUAUAAAUAUAUAUUAAAUAUAUUAAUGAAAUUAAAAGUUUUUUUUUUUUUUUUAAAUAAUAUUAAGAUUUAAAUAACAUGCUAAGUCGUAGAAUAAAAUAAAACUUUAAUUUUUAAAAGAAAAAAAAUCUUUAAGAUAAAGUGGUGUGUUCAUUAUUUAAAAAAAAAAAAACAUAAAAUGAAUAUUGUACAAAAUUUUUGUCGUAAUGUUUUUAAUUAUUAAUAAGAAUAUUUUUCAGUUUUUAUUUGCACAUGUUUACUAUGUACGUCUUAUUGAAGUGGUUAAUAGAAAAAAAAAUAAUUAAAUUAAGAAAAUAAAAAUUUAAUAAUUAUUUAAAAAAAUUAAUAUACAAAAAAAAAAAAGGAAAAAU
This is a messenger RNA of Aphidius gifuensis, 4396 nucleotides long. Its product is annotated as protein lin-54 homolog. The record is from RefSeq and is a predicted model, not a curated record. Gene Ontology annotation, biological process: regulation of DNA-templated transcription. Gene Ontology annotation, cellular component: nucleus. The coding region runs from base 545 to 3415 and encodes 956 amino acids. NCBI's taxonomy places the organism in Eukaryota, Metazoa, Arthropoda, Insecta, Hymenoptera, Braconidae. The transcript has 6 exons.